UUUUGAUAACAGAAACAAAUUGAAAGUACUUCAUGGCAUCUGCUGUAGUUUCAUUUUACAACCGUCCGUAGUAUUGUUUUAAUUUUAGAUUUUUUUUUAACGAGUUAUUAAAAUAAAUAAAUAAAUAUAUGAAGUGAACCUGUAUCUAUCAAUAGAAUAUUAUUCCUUUAAGGUUAUAGUCAAAACAAUCAUUCAUUAUGGCUUGAUUGGAACUUAACGAAACCGUUCAGUAAUAUGGGCGGUAAUGUAUCACAGCUCGAAAGAGAUAUUGGAUCUGAUCAAUUUCCUCCCAAUGAGCAUUAUUUUGGACUAGUUAAUUUUGGAAAUACUUGUUACAGCAAUUCUGUGCUUCAAGCAUUAUAUUUUUGUAAACCAUUUCGUGAAAAAGUACUUGAAUAUAAGGCACGAAACAAAAGAAAUAAAGAAACAUUGCUUACUUGUUUAGCUGACCUUUUUCAUAGUAUUGCUACUCAAAAAAAAAAAGUUGGUUCAAUUGCUCCCAAGAAGUUUAUUAAUAGAUUAAGAAAAGAAAAAGAAGAAUUCAAUAAUUAUAUGCAACAGGAUGCUCAUGAGUUCUUGAAUUUUCUAAUUAACCAUAUUAAUGAGAUAAUACUUUCUGAACGCAAUCAAACAAAUUGUAAUGGUAAAUCAAAAAAUAUAACCCCCAGUGUUAUUGAUGGAGAGUCUACAUCAAGUAGUAUUACUAGUUCAAGUAGUCAUAGUGAAGAUCCAACGUGGGUUCAUGAAAUAUUCCAAGGUAUACUAACAAGCGAAACUAGAUGUCUUAACUGUGAAGAAGUUAGUAGCAAAGAUGAAGAUUUUUUUGAUUUGCAAGUUGAUAUAGAUCAAAAUACAAGUAUUACUCAUUGUUUACGCUGUUUUAGUAAUACAGAAAUGCUAUGUAGUGAUAAUAAAUUUAAGUGUGACAACUGCUGUAGCUAUCAAGAAGCUCAAAAAUGUAUGAGAGUUAAAAAGUUGCCCAUGAUUUUGGCUCUUCAUCUAAAACGAUUUAAAUAUAUGGAACAAUUUAAUAGACACAUCAAAGUAUCCCAUAGAGUAGUUUUUCCUCUAGAAUUGAGAUUAUUUAAUACAUCUGAUGAUGCUGUAAAUCCAGACAGAAUGUAUAAUCUUGUUGCUGUAGUUAUUCAUUGUGGUAGUGGUCCAAACAGAGGUCAUUAUAUAAGUAUUGUAAAAAGUCAUGAUUUUUGGUUAUUAUUUGAUGAUGACAUGGUCGAUAAAAUUGACCAAUCAGCUAUAGAAGAUUUUUAUGGGCUCACAUCGGAUCUACAAAAGUCCUCAGAAACAGGUUAUAUUUUAUUUUAUCAGUCCAGAGAUGCUAUUGAUAAUACAAAAUCUGGAUCAAAUGAUUCAAAAACUAAUCAUUGUAAAUGAUUUUUGAUUAUAUUUUAAUUGAAAAAUUAUGAUUUAUGUGUUUAUAUUUGUUAACCAAAGUGAUAUAUACUUUAAAAUUUAAAUUGUUGACUAUUAGUAUGAUUAUAUUUAUGUGUCCAAAAAUUGUGAUUAUAAUGUUGAUUGUUUCAUGCAAAAAUUGUA
Messenger RNA from Daktulosphaira vitifoliae (grape phylloxera), 1554 nucleotides. It is a transcript of the gene Usp12-46, whose product is annotated as ubiquitin carboxyl-terminal hydrolase 46. Gene Ontology annotation, cellular component: nucleus; cytosol. The coding region runs from base 235 to 1392 and encodes 385 amino acids. Lineage: Eukaryota; Metazoa; Arthropoda; Insecta; Hemiptera; Phylloxeridae. The transcript has 9 exons. Gene Ontology annotation, molecular function: cysteine-type endopeptidase activity; cysteine-type deubiquitinase activity. Gene Ontology annotation, biological process: protein deubiquitination. The record is from RefSeq and is a predicted model, not a curated record.